AUGACCAGCAAUGCGACAGGGUCUGCCCUUUCACCGCCACACUCGCCCCCACAGCCAAUCUCGACCUCUACCUCACGUCCGCUACAACAUGUCUCCACCAAGACAGCGGACGCGUCCGGGGCUCCCGCCACAAGUGCGUCAACCGGCAACCCUGCACCGCCGCCAGACUUGCGCCAGAGCACUAGGGCCAUGCGAGCAGCUGCCCAGGGAUCAGAGCCCCUACACCCGCCAGUGGUUGCGUCCAACCCCAACGAACACGACUCACUCAAGUACCAUCUACUAGGGCCCUCGCUCACGAAAGCUGGCCAGGACACAGUCGACCAGCAAAAGGUCUCAGAGAUCAUAUACAACGCGUCGAAAGGGUCCAAGUUCUUCAACAACGAGGAAGUCAAGGACAAGAACCUCACAGAGAAGAUCUCAAAGAUCUUGGCGAAGAAAAGCCAGCUAGAGAAGCUCGAUCUCUCGUCAGAUCUGCGCCGUGCGGACGACUACAUUGCAGAGCUAGAGCUCAGUCGAGACCUGAGCCAGACUGUGGUACACCUAGAUUGCGAUGCUUUCUACGCAGCAGUGGAGGAGCUGGACAGUCCUGAGCUCAAAGAAGUUCCCAUGGCUGUGGGCAAGGGAGUGCUGACCACCUGCAACUACCACGCGAGGAAGUUUGGGUGUCGGUCGGGCAUGGCAGGCUUUGUUGCCAUGAAGCUCUGUCCUCAGCUCAUUUGCGUGCCACUAAACUUCUCAAAGUACAUGGCGAAAGCACAGGAGGUUCGCGAAGUGUUGGCUUUAUAUGAUCCAAAUUUCGAGAGCGCCAGCUGCGACGAAGCUUAUCUCAACAUCACACAGUACUGCGAGGACCAUCAUAUGGGUCCAGAGGAAGUCGUCAGUCAGCUGCGGGCCGAUGUCUUCGAGAAGGCGAAGAUCACCGUAUCUGCAGGAAUCGCGGCCAACGCUAAGCUGGCCAAAAUUGGAUCGAACAAGAACAAGCCCAACGGGCAAUUUUUCUUACCGAGUGACAGACAGACCAUCAUGGAAUUCAUGAAGUCUAUGCCGACUCGAAAGGUGAACGGCAUCGGCCGUGUUUUCGAGCGAGAGCUAGACGCGAUUGGUGUCAAAACCUGCGGAGAUAUUUACGCGCAACGAGGCUACCUAGCUCAGCUUUUCGGUCAGAAAGGAUUCCAAUUCUUGAUGCAUUGCUACCUAGGUUUGGGACGCACCAAGAUCCAACAAGCAGAAGAGUCUCAUCGCAAAAGUGUUGGCACCGAGACUACUUUCAGAGAACUAGGGUCGCCGGAUGCUUUGCGUGAGAAAUUGCGGUGGGUAGCCGACGAGCUCGAAGGGGAUUUAAAGCGUACCGAGUACAAGGGCAGAACGCUUUGCAUCAAGGUCAAGCUACACACAUACGAAGUCCAUACACGCCAGACCACGCCACCUUUUGCAGUCUAUCGUGCAGAUGAUCUGUACAAGUACAGUCUGCCAAUGCUGGAAAAGUUGAUGAAAGAGAUCCCUAAUAUGAAGCUACGACUAAUGGGUUUGAGGGUCACGCACAUUAUCAGUACCAAGAAGCCUGGAAUCGACUUUUUCGGGCGUAACCGUUUGAAUGGAAACACUCCAACAAAAAAGCGAAUCAACCGGACUGGUGGGGAGUGGGAGGUCUGGCCAGAACAGGACUUUGAGGAAGCGGCAGCGCAAGAACGUAACGACGAGAUGAACGAGCUAGAGCAGCUGUCCCAGGAAUACGAAAGAAUCCAAAUACGGGAGGAUGCUGGAAUAGGCACCACUCCCAAAUCGGAGCCUGUUCUAGACGAGCAAUGGACGUGUCCAAUUUGCACUCUCCCACAGCCGCCAGACGAUAGCACGUUCAAUGCGCACAUUGACUUUUGCCUUUCACGCGAUACUAUCAAGGAAGCUGUCAAGGCUACAGCACCAACGCCAUCAACAGCUUUUGACAGACAGCCCGGCAUCUCGAAGCCGCUGCAGAAGAAGGUGAAGAGAGGUCGUCCAAAAAACGAGCCACAGCCGUCAGAAGAGCAAGCGCGCGAGAAGCGACGAGCGUUCUUCUCGCCGGGAGCAUCUUGA
Molecule: messenger RNA, 2073 nt
Organism: Ascochyta rabiei
Lineage: Eukaryota; Fungi; Ascomycota; Dothideomycetes; Pleosporales; Didymellaceae
Product: DNA-directed DNA polymerase
Exons: 1
Coding region: 1-2073 (690 amino acids)
Biological process (GO): error-prone translesion synthesis
Cellular component (GO): nucleus
Molecular function (GO): DNA-directed DNA polymerase activity; damaged DNA binding
Source: RefSeq, a predicted model, not a curated record